CAGUACGUUAACUUACACCUAACUUUACUAGAUGGCGGUAAUCUCUUGCAGCACAGUUUCAGUUUCAGUUUACUAGAUGGCGGUGGGUCUCCUCUUGCAGCACGCUAAAACGCAUGCGUUGUUCAGCAAUGACCGGGUUCAGUUCAGUAAUGGGCAUCCUUGGCGGCGCAAAUGACGUCCAGUUGAUGGUCAUUUUUCUAUGAAUUGACGCUUGCAAUUGACAGCGGCCCCUUGUUGGCCUCGUUAUUAAUGUGAAUAAUAAUAAGUAUAUAGCUUUAUAAUAACAAAAGUUGAAACAAGAACACCGUUGAAAAGUGCUCGAUUGAGUUUGUGAAAUUAGCGAAUUAAUAGAUUGACAAUAUUUAGGGACUUGGCAACCACUGACACUCUUGGCAUCACUUUGCAAUCGCCCAUAGUCACAGUUAAUUUUUUUUUUCGCGGCAAGUGCAAAUGACCGCAGUUACAAGAUGAAUACUGUUUGCAUUUUGGUCAUUGACUACUGCUUACAAGUCAUUCCACUAACUCAACAAUCAUUUGCUUAAAUUAAACAUAUAAGUAAAAAGAUUACUUUGGGGAAAUAACUAGAGUCAUCAUGGCAACAAAACUGAGAAAAACUAAAAGAGCAAAAAUGGCUGAAAGUAAUAGUGAUGACAGUGACUCUGAUAGUGGAAUGAGAAAAUCAACUUACAUAAAUAAACAGAAGAAUAAAUACCAAAAAACUAUAACUAAGUUAUGUGAUGAUGAAAGCAGUGAUGAUAAGGGAAGUGAAACAUUCUACAAAAGUCGCACACUCAUUUUAUCUAAAAAUAAUGCUACCAAUUCAAAUUUCACAAUAAAAGUAGAUUCAUCCCAUUCCUCUACUUCAGAUUCAUAUAGCUCUAAGAUGUCCAAACAUAAUAAAAAAAGCACAAAUAAAAGAAAAAUAAAAAUUAUAUCUUCAGAAUCUAGUUCAGAAUUAGAUUUAGCAGAGGCCAAAAGUUCAAGAAAACUCAUGAAGUCUUGUGAAACAAAAAGGAAUUUCUCUAAAAUUAAGAAUAAAAGCAGGGAUGAAAUUUCAAUGCAUUGUAGUGAUUUAAAUUCAUCUAAAGAAUUUCAAGAUACAAGAUUAAAAAGAAAAAAGACUUUUCAAGAAAGUUUUCAAUUAAAUAAUGUUGAUGACUAUUCAAAUGUAACUACUCCAUGUAGGGUAGAUGAAGAAAAUAUAACUGUGGAAACAGCACAAGAGAUAUCCUUUAAGUAUUAUGUUGUUCAGGAAUUAAAGAAAUUUCAAAAAGUAAAUAGUCAAUUACAUGAUGAUUUAAAAUGUUGUAAUGAUUACUUGUUGAAAAAGAAAAUUAGCUCAAUUCAGGAUGCAAAAUUUUUUAUACAUAAAAUUUUAAAAUUUUACGAGGAUACUCUUAAACAAUGUCAGAAAAACAGACAAGAAUUUGUAAAAAUUUAUGAAACUUGGACGAAUGAUCUUGUCAAUAAAUCAGAAGAUACAAAAACGAAAAAACGUUUCAAUUUAUCAUCUGAUUCUUCAGACGAUACUUUGGAACGGUCUCUUGUGAAAGAAGUGCUUGUAAAUAAGCUCACAGAGAAUAAAGAGUCUGCUGAAAACGUGUCAAAGCAAAAAAUAAAUGAUAAAUCAAACAUAGAUGAAGCUUCUUCUAAUAACGUUUCAAUUGACUCAAAAUUAUGCAAGUUCCAAUUAAAAGUUCAAGGAGAUUUGUCAGUGGAGCAAGAAUCCAAUAAAAGUGAUAAAUCUACAGGUGGAGACAAACGACUGUCGCUUGAAGACAGUGAUAAAUCAACAUUGAAGGAGAAGAAAAAGAGUGAACUCCAGGUAAAUGAUACAUUAGUUUCCAACAAUGAGAAAUCAGAUCAUUCAUCAGUAAAUUCUUCAGAAGAAUCAGAAAACGUUUCUCUAAUGCAAGGUUCAGAUUAUGAUAGUGAUUUGAUAUUUUCCUCUGAAGAAUCAAAGUCAAAAAAGAAAACUAACAAGGGAAGAGAGAUUGUCAAGAAGAAGAACACGGAAAAAUUAACAGCAACAGCAGUAGCAGUAGCUAAAGAACUAGCAACAACAGUAGUAACAGUAGCCAAAGAACCAGCAGCAACAGCAGUAGCAGUAGCGGAAGAACCAGCAGCCAUUCAGUCAUCUGACUCCGACGAUUUGUUCGAUACUUCGACCUGUGAAAUUACAAGUACUCCAGUGCACCGAAAGUCGGUAGCUGUAACUGGUACGUCGGUGGAUAGCGAUGGCGAAUGCAUUGACAAGAUGCUGAAAAUAACGGAGGAAGAAAAGUUAUCAUCAGCAUUAACACCUGCGGCAACGGCUGCAUCGAAUAAAUCAAGCAAUGUGAUAGACCUGAAGGAGCAAGAAGCUUUGGAGACGCUGUUGAACAACGACGAUGAUUCGGACGGCAAUGCCGAUUCGGAACCCGAAGAAGACUCUAACGAAAUGGUGGAGAUGUUAACGGCAGCAGCCAAAACUUCAAAGACGGCAGUCCGCGAAAAAAAGAAACUUUUCACCAAGCAGACUAAAAAACGCAGUUCCGUUUGUUCUGAUAGUUCGUCGUCGGACGAUGGAGAAGAGGUGAGGUCGACGAGGCGAAGUCGCAACAAGUUGGUCGACGGGGCGGCAGCCUUGAGAACGGCCACGCUGCCGCGAAGAAAAAUGGACAAGUUUGAGCUGCGCAACAACCGGUAUUAUCUAGCAGACGAAAAGCUUCGUCGAAAAUGUCGAGUCAAGCUGGAACGAUUGCCCGAGAGCGAGUUAGCUAAGUACGCCAGAGCCUUGGAAAAAUCGAAAAAACACGUUGAGCAUAAAAAAAUCCAAAGCCUCGCAAAUUUAGACAAUUUAGAGUCGCAAAAAAACUCGAAGAAAAACUUGGAAGCUAAUGAAUCUUCCGAGCUUAAUGCUGAUAAUGUUAAACAGACCUCGAAAAACAAGAAGUUAAAAGAGGAUGCAAAGUUAUCCGUCGCCGAUUUUCUAAAUAAAACGGUUCAACCUGAGAGCAACGAAUCGUCAAAUGAAAUAGAUGAUACCGAAAGUCAAAACGCUCUUGCACCUGUCGAUACAUCUUUUGAUCAGAGUUCCAGUAUUGAUGCUGAGAUCAAAGCAAAAGAAGCUUUGCUUCGCAGUAGCUCUUCUUCUAGUAUUGAUAUAAUUGAAGAUGAAAUGUCUGUCGAUGGUAAUUGUAAGAAACAAAAAACGGAUCAUGCUAAUGAUAACAAUAAGGCUAGUCCCUCAAACGAUGAUAAUGAUGAAAAAGAUAUUGAUCAGAAGCAAGGUAUGAGUUCUUGGAAAAAGGAUAAGUUGUUGACCUUUAAAUUGGAUGGUAGUGAAACAGAAGAAGAGCAAUUUAGUAAAUCUCAAGAAAAGAAGAAAGCAAAACAGUUGGAAACUGAAAAUGAUAAAAGUCAAGAACCAUCAAGUCUAUGUAAAAAAGUAAAAAGUCCGAGAAAAACACGAAAAACUAGACGAAUUUUAGAUUCAGAUUCUGAUGUAAAAUCGAUUUCCGAAGAUCAAAAUGAAAAUUCUUUUGAUGAAGAAUCUAAUCAAGAAGAAAAGAAGAACAAUAAUAAAAAGAAGCGGCAACGUUCUUCGCAAUCUUCAGACUCUGAGUCUUCGUCUAGCAAAAAGAAGCAAAAGGCCAAAAGAAGAAGGAUAAAAAAAGUGGCAAGUGACAGUGACAGCGACGAUAAAGAUUCACCAGGAAAAGGUAGAAAAAAUAUUCGUAGAGUUUUAAAAGAUAAGUAUGUCACAGAUGAUACGAAGAAAGCUGCACAAGACGAAGAAGAACGUUUGAAACGUAUUGCUGAACGUCAAAAAUUGUUUAACGAAAUGUAUGAAAUACGACUAGCUGGAGAAGAAAAAGUCGAUAAAUUAGUGUUGGAUAUAGACAAAGAAACUAAAGAAGAAUUGGUUGUUGUGGAUAAUGAAUUAGCUAAACGAUUGAAGCCUCAUCAAGCUCGAGGUAUCAAGUUUAUGUGGGAUGCAUGUUUCGAGUCUAUUGAGCAAAUAAAGAAAUCAGAUGGCUCUGGGUGUAUUGUUGCUCACUGUAUGGGUCUUGGAAAAACUUUCCAAGUGGUCACUUUAGCUCAUACAUUACUCUCUAACGAGAAAACAGGUGUUAAAACGGUUAUGGUUGUAUGUCCUUUGAGUACUGUAUUGAAUUGGGUUAAUGAAUUCAAUAUCUGGCUGAAACAUGUAAACAAUCGUGAUGACAUAGAAAUUCAUGAAAUGACAAAGCUGAAGAAGAACAUUGAAAGAAAGCAUAAGCUAGAAAGUUGGCAGAAAUAUGGAGGCAUUUUAAUCAUUGGUUAUGAAAUGUUUCGUAAUUUAACAAGCACAGGCAAAAAACUUCGAAAAAAUAUGCAAGAAUCUAUUAUGAAAUCGCUAGUUGAUCCCGGUGCUGAUCUCGUCGUUUGUGAUGAAGGUCACUUGUUGAAGAAUGAAGAUUCAGCGCUUAGUAAAGCUAUGAAACUUGUAAAAACUAUGAGAAGAGUUAUCUUGACUGGAACACCUCUCCAAAAUAAUCUGAAAGAAUAUCACUGUAUGGUUCAGUUCGUGAAACCUAAUUUGCUGGGUACGAAGAAAGAGUUUUUAAACAGAUUUGUAAAUCCUAUUACAAAUGGUCAGUUCGACGAUUCAACGCCAUAUGAUGUGAAAUUGAUGAAAAAGAGAGCUCAUGUUCUUCAUAAAAUGUUGGAAGGCAGCGUCCAAAGAUUCGAUUAUUCCGUACUCACGCCGUUCUUACCACCUAAACAAGAAUAUGUAAUAUUUGUUAGGCUCACAGAAGUGCAAAAAAAAUUGUACCAACAUUACCUAGAUAACUUCGCUAGACGAUUAGGUGGACGCAACGUUACUUUAUUUGCCGAUUUUCAAGCACUUCAGCGAAUAUGGACACAUCCGUACGUUCUGCGAUUGAACGCUGAGAAAAUUGAGAAAGCCAACGAGAAAAAGAGACUGGAGGCCAGUGAUUCUGAAGGCUCGCUGAAAGAUUUUAUCGAUGAUGAUAGUACAUCAGUCAGCGAAUCUAGCUCAAAUUCAUCGAAUGUCAGUGAUAGUGACGUCGAAUGUCUAGAUUCGGAUAGCGAGAAAGUAGGCGCGGCUAAGAAACGCGGCACCAGAGCUAAUCCAAUAGCGGAGAAAGUUGCGGAACCAGUUGAAGAAAUAGUUGAAGAAGCAGCCUGGUGGUCAGAGUUUAUUAAUGAGGAACAAUUUAAUGAUUUAAGAAUAUCAACCAAACUCAUGCUUCUUUUUGCCAUUUUGAAAGAAUCCGAAAGUAUUGGUGAUAAAGUGCUUGUUUUCUCUCAAUCUCUUUAUUCAUUGACACUGAUCGAGCACUUUUUAAAUCUCAUGGAUGAACAAAGCCAAAAAAAUACGGAUGUGGAACACUUGAAUGGUCACGCCGGUUCUUGGGCUCUUGGCGUGGAUUAUUUUAGACUCGAUGGUUCGACUUCCGCUGAAAAUCGUAGUAUAUGGUCUAAGAUAUUCAAUAAUCCAAAGAAUACACAAGCUCGACUUUUCUUGAUUUCUACUAGAGCUGGUGGACUCGGUAUUAAUCUUAUUGGAGCUAACAGGGUUAUCAUUUUCGAUGCUAGUUGGAAUCCAUCUCAUGAUGUACAAAGUAUAUUCAGAAUAUACAGAUUUGGGCAAAAGAAGCCUUGCUAUGUUUAUCGUUUUCUUGCUGCUGGGACAAUGGAAGAGAAAAUCUAUAAUCGACAAGUAACAAAGUUAUCUCUUGCUUGUCGCGUCGUUGAUGAGCAGCAAAUUGAAAGGCACUACAGCAAUACAGAUCUGGCAGAAUUAUAUCAGUUUGAUACUUGCGAAGAUCAAUCCGAAACUCUAAGUUUGCCCAAAGAUCGUUUGCUUGCUGAAAUCUUUAGCAAGUAUAAAGAUCUUAUUGUCAAAUGUCACGAGCAUGAUUCUCUUCUUGAAAAUAAGGAAGAUGAGGAAUUAGACGAGGAAGAGCGAAAGCAAGCAUGGGCUGAAUACGAAGAAGAAAAGAAAGGAAUUCGCCAACAGGGUUAUAAUAAUACUAUGGGAAAUAAUUACGCUUUCAAUCAAAUGUUAAUGAGCAUGAAUGUCAUGCCAGAGUUCCAAGGUGUGAAGGCGUUACUUCAGAAAGAUUAUCCCGAUGUACCACCUGAUCAUCUCGAUGUUUUGGCACGAAAAGCUAUGUUUGAUAUGUAUCGACAAAUUGACCAACAUGCGACUCUUAAUUCGCUGAAUAAUUUUAGAGAUUCACUCGUACCAUCGCAAAAUGCCAUGGUUAAUCCAACUAUUCAAGGAGAAAUAUUUCGCCAACAAAACCUUAUGAUGAAUCAACCACAACCGAAUUAUUAUAACGUGAAUCAAAUGCCUGUUUAUUCUGGCAGAGGGCGACCACCUAAAUUCACAUCAGUUAACAAUGAGAUCGUAACUAAUCCCAUCUUUUUCAGUAAUGCACAGACAAUGCAAUCGCUACAGUCAGUUCCUAAUGACAAUGAAGUACAGGUUCUCAAUGAUAUACUAACAACACCAUCCAACCAACAAACACCUUCCAAUACGAAUGAGAAAUAAAUGUAAUCUAAUUUAAUUAGUAGUUUUUACAAUUAUUUUUUCAAAGCUUCAAAUUAUAGCUUUGUACAUAGCAGCAAAUAUUCGUAGGUGAAAUAUGAUAAGUUGUUUUUUUGUGUUAUAGUUUGAUAUUAAAUAGGUUCUUUGUCAAAUAUUAGAUUGAAAAUUGUUUUAAAAAAUACGAAAAACAUACUGAUACUUACAAUAAGGAAAGUUCUUAUGUGAAUGUGAUAGCAAUUUAACGCUCAAUAUUUACUUGAACUUGUAAAUAUAACAGUUUUAUUAUUUUAACUGAGUUAGAAUAUUAUUUUGUAAAUCCAAAAUUUAUAUAGUGAAAUUAUGUUUGAUUAUCUCAUUGUAGAUCACUGUAAGGUUAAAUGUAGUUUCAGUAAGUUAAUAAUAGUUUUUGUAAAAUUAUCAAUGGGUUGUCAUUUAAUUUAUAAAAUAAACAAAG
Phymastichus coffea is the source of this 7001-nucleotide messenger RNA. Its product is annotated as transcriptional regulator ATRX homolog. Bases 593 to 6550 code for a protein of 1985 amino acids. Gene Ontology annotation, cellular component: nucleus. Gene Ontology annotation, molecular function: ATP-dependent chromatin remodeler activity; ATP hydrolysis activity; ATP binding. The transcript has 19 exons. NCBI's taxonomy places the organism in Eukaryota, Metazoa, Arthropoda, Insecta, Hymenoptera, Eulophidae. The record is from RefSeq and is a predicted model, not a curated record.